Molecule: messenger RNA, 2468 nt
Organism: Cynoglossus semilaevis (tongue sole)
Lineage: Eukaryota; Metazoa; Chordata; Actinopteri; Pleuronectiformes; Cynoglossidae
Gene: ccn2a
Product: cellular communication network factor 2a
Exons: 5
Coding region: 405-1448 (347 amino acids)
Biological process (GO): cell adhesion; signal transduction; positive regulation of cell differentiation
Cellular component (GO): extracellular region; extracellular matrix
Molecular function (GO): heparin binding; integrin binding
Source: RefSeq, a predicted model, not a curated record
UUUGGCCGAGCAGCAGAGCCAUGCCUUCAGACCGCCGGAAUGUGGGAUGUCUGGAGUGGGGGGUCAGGAAGUGAGGAAAGAAUGCCAAGUAUGUCCAUGUUUGUCCAGGGCUGGCUCUCCAUUCAGCCCCCAGUGACGUGCUGCGAGGACCAGCGAGUAUAAAUGUAGCUCGCCUCUCCAGUCAAAACUCAGAUCAACUCCUCUACUGAAGCUAAACUCUAGCUUUCACCAAGAAAGAAAGAACGACUUUGACCGGAGCGGCAGAGAAACGCCACCAGCUAAAACAAGACAAGAGAUCAACUUGAUCAGAGACGGUUUCUCGAGCUCAAACUCCAAGACUCAAGGAAGACUUUUUCAACGAAACUGAAGGAAAAACUAGAACUUAUUUCUACAAGGGAGAAAGAAUGUCUGCAGGAAUGAAGAAAAUGAUUUUGCUGCCUUUCCUUUGCAUCAUCCUCUCAAGCAUGGCUGCAGGUCAGGAGUGCAGUGGCCAGUGUUCGUGUCCCUCCACUCCCCCUCAUUGCCCAGCCGGAGUGAGUCUGGUUCUGGAUGGUUGUGGCUGUUGCAGGGUCUGCGCCAAACAGAUGGGGGAGCUCUGCACUGAGAAAGACGUGUGUGACCCACACAAGGGCCUUUACUGCGACUUUGGAGCCCCCACUAACAGACGCAUUGGAGUUUGUACAGCUCGAGAGGGAGCCACCUGUGUGUUUGGAGGAAUGGUGUACAAGAGCGGAGAGACUUUCCAGAGCAGCUGCAAGUAUAAGUGUACCUGUCUGGACGGAGCUGUGGGCUGUGUCCCCCUCUGCUCCAUGGACAUCAGGCUGCCCAGCCCUGACUGCCCCAUGCCCAGACGGGUCAAGGUGCCAGGGAAGUGCUGUGAGGAGUGGGAAUGUGACUCCCCCUACACACACAGUGUCCUGGGCUCAGUUGUGCUGCCUGCCUACAGGGAGGAGGACAGCUACGGUCCAGACCCCUCCAUGAUGAGGGAUAACUGCUUGGUUCAGACUACUGAAUGGAGUGCUUGCUCUAAGACCUGUGGCCUGGGAAUCUCCACCAGGGUCACCAAUGAUAACCGGGAAUGCCGCCUUGAGAAACAGACCAGACUGUGCAUGGUGCGACCUUGCGAGUCCCAGCUGGAGCAGAGCAUUAGGAAGGGGAAAAAGUGCAUACGUACUCCCAGACUCUCAAAACCCAUGAAGUUUGAGAUCUCAGGCUGCACCACCACCAAGUCCUACAGGCCCAAGUUCUGUGGCGUCUGCCUGGACGGUCGUUGCUGCACCCCCCACAGGACCACCACCUUGCCUAUGGAGUUCAAAUGCCCUGAUGGACAGGUCAUGAAGAAGCACAUGAUGUUCAUCAAGUCCUGCGCCUGCCACUACAACUGCCCCGGGGAGAACGACAUCUUCGAGUCCAUGUAUUACAAGAAGAUGAUGGGAGACAUGGCUUGAGCCACUGAUGGACAAUCAGAGGUUAUGACUUGAAAAAAACAAAAACAUAAAAAAAAUCAGAACUCCAUCUCAUUUUGCAGCUCAGUAUAUAUGUUACAUUUAUGUUUUUGUUUUUUGUCAUUUUCACAUUGUUAAACUAGUCCAGACACUUGUCCAAGUGUCUGUGUGUAUUGUGUGGCUGGUGUGUAUCAGCCACAGAGACUCAGACAGAGGGCUGCAUGGCAGCUCCAAGAGAUUCCUGCACUAUAACGUCUACUUUUGACAGACCUGCUGUCAGGUUCCUGCCAUGUUCUGUUGCAAUAUUUUUUUUUCUUUGACAAACCCACCAUUUUCCAGUGUGCAUUUAAAACCUUAUCUAAACCCUGACCUCCUCUGGAAAAGAGGUGUCUAAUAAUUCCUGCCCACCCCGCCCUAAACCCAGACCAGACCUGCCAUCUUUAAGCAGCUGUGUUGGGAACACGCAGACCACAGCAGGCCAGUGUUCCCCCUGUCUCAACAGGUCUGAAUGUGUCCUUGUGUGUACGUGUGUUUGUGUGUGUGUGUGUGUUUGCGUUAGCACAGGCCUGAAUGUCAGCCUUGUCUGUACGAGACGCUGUUCCCUCUCCUCCUAGAGUAGAGGAAAGGUCAGAGUUUCCGCCCAGCAUGUGGAUGAGAGUUUACGGUCAGAUAUGGAACAGUGGGCUUUGCCACAGCACUGAAUAAAAAGAGACAUGACUCAGGUCAGAAGGAAGAGAACUUGUGUUUAUAGAAGUAAAGACGUGUCUAUUAUGUACAAAAAGUAGAGGAAAAGACUGGAAGAAAACCGUUGUUUCAUUCCUUCGACUUGUCGUUGUGUAAAUGUUGUUUAUAUUUGUACAGUUUAAGUUAAUUUAAAAGCCAAAUUUGUGCUGUGCUUGGAAUUGUAACGAUAGUGUACUAUGUGUCCACAGUAUUUUUCACUAUUUUAUUGAGAAAUGUGACAAAAAUGUUACAUGUUUCACUUUGUAGCUGGAAAUAAAAUGUUAUAUUUUUUAUACAAAA